AUGGUUUGCGACGGUCCAGAGCCCCCAGAAAAUUCUCCAAACAAUUUAUCUCCACCUCCUAGGCAUGAUCUCAAUAAUGGUAACAAUCACGAGGAAAGUGAUGAUGAACAAAGCGAAUAUUUUGGUUACCAACCACUUCCACAAGGACCAUAUGAAGCGAUUAUGGAUUUUUCUGACAGUGAUGACGAUGAUCAGAAUGAUGAAGUGAAUCAAGCACCUAUACAAAAUGUACCUCCAAUAGAACCAAUAGAAACAUCACUUGUUAGAGAAGUGUGGAACACACCUAGACCAUCAGAUUCUAUAGAAAUGGACAAUGAAAGAGCCCAACAGGUUAUGACGGCAAUGGCAAACUUUGCAUUACCACAGGCUUCAAUUCCAGAAUGGGCGCAAAGCAUAUCAGAGGAACAGUGGAAGGAAACUCUCAAUGUUAGAUUGGAGAGAUUAAGAAACAAUAGAUAA
Parnassius mnemosyne (clouded apollo) is the source of this 459-nucleotide messenger RNA. The record is from the annotation of a GenBank genome assembly. NCBI's taxonomy places the organism in Eukaryota, Metazoa, Arthropoda, Insecta, Lepidoptera, Papilionidae.